CUCGCAGCCAAUCAGCAACAACAAUCGCCUCGAGGUGCGACGGGGUGAUUCUCCCUUACAACAACUGAGCUUCGAUCUCGCACCCCGACUCCUUGCUACUUAAACCCAUCUCUAUACCCUUGAGCGUCUACUACCCCUUUUCUCUCCCCAGCCAGUUGGAAGCUCUUCCCUAACCUUUCUUUCCCUCCCACCUCGUUUAACCUCCAAACAACUACCCCUCCAUAACAAUGGGUGACAACAACCAAGCCACUUUCCAGGGCAAUGACCCUGCUUCCAAUGCCCCCGACGCCGCUGCCUACGAUAAGGGCAAGGGAAAGGCCGUCGAUGACUCCAUGGACGUGAGCAUGGAUGAGGAUGAAGAGAGCGAGGGAAGUGAGGGAGAAGAGCCUGUAUGUGUCCGUGACCGCUUAUUUAGAGUGCAGCUGGCUGAUUUGAUUUCGUUAUUUAGAUGGUCGAAGGUAAACAAAACCAAUUCUAGCAGAACUAGAAUGAGGCGACUAACGAUGACAACAAUAGACGACGAUGACGACGACAACGACAACCUCGAGCCUGUCUCCGCCGACAACAUCCUUAGCGGUGGAAGACGUACCCGCGGCAAGACCAUCGACUACCAGGAGGCUGCUGAAAGGAUCAAUCAGGACGAAAUGGACGAGGAUGACGAUGAUGACGAGGAAUACGAGCCUGCCGACAAGCAGUGAUUUAUCGGAAUAUCUAACGACACCAAGAAACGUAUUUUGGGGCGAGGCGAU
Molecule: messenger RNA, 749 nt
Organism: Aspergillus versicolor CBS 583.65
Lineage: Eukaryota; Fungi; Ascomycota; Eurotiomycetes; Eurotiales; Aspergillaceae
Product: histone H2A.Z-specific chaperone CHZ1
Exons: 1
Coding region: 228-698 (156 amino acids)
Source: RefSeq, a predicted model, not a curated record